AUGAGCAGGUGGACUUGUUGGAUUUGUAAGAAAUGCAGAGAUGAAUCUAAGAGACCCCCUUCAAACUUAACUUUGGAAGAAGUAUUACAGUGGGCCCAGUCUUUUGAAAAGCUAAUGGCUACAAAAUAUGGUCCAGUAGUCUAUGCAGCAUACUUAAAAAUGGAGCACAGCGAUGAAAACAUUAAAUUCUGGAUGGCAUGUGAAACCUAUAAGAAACUUGUCUCAAGGAGGAGGAGAAUUUCUAUGGCAAAGAAGCUUUAUAAGAUUUACAUCCAGCCACAGUCUCCAAGAGAGAUUAAUAUUGACAGCUCUACAAAAGAAACCAUCAUCAAGAACAUUCAAGAACCCACUCAAAAAUGUUUUGAAGAGGCUCAAAGAAUAGUAUAUAUGCAUAUGGAAAGGGAUUCUUAUCCCAGAUUUCUGAAGUCAGAAAUGUAUCAAACACUUUUAAAAACUUUUCAGUCUAAUAACAAUUCAUGA
Chrysochloris asiatica (Cape golden mole) is the source of this 480-nucleotide messenger RNA. RefSeq names its product regulator of G-protein signaling 13 (gene RGS13). The coding region runs from base 1 to 480 and encodes 159 amino acids. The record is from RefSeq and is a predicted model, not a curated record. NCBI's taxonomy places the organism in Eukaryota, Metazoa, Chordata, Mammalia, Afrosoricida, Chrysochloridae. The transcript is spliced from 4 exons.